Molecule: messenger RNA, 3930 nt
Organism: Trichechus manatus latirostris (Florida manatee)
Lineage: Eukaryota; Metazoa; Chordata; Mammalia; Sirenia; Trichechidae
Gene: CENPC
Product: centromere protein C
Exons: 19
Coding region: 233-3067 (944 amino acids)
Biological process (GO): spindle attachment to meiosis I kinetochore; attachment of mitotic spindle microtubules to kinetochore; kinetochore assembly
Cellular component (GO): kinetochore
Molecular function (GO): centromeric DNA binding
Source: RefSeq, a predicted model, not a curated record
AAGUUUGGUGAGCGCGUGGCGUCAGCGCGGGUUGGUGGCGCAGCCAGUGGGUAGGGGCAGUAAGUGCGCGAGACCGAGGAUAGCUCUCUCGUGGCUGCUUCCUGUCUGACGGGUGUUCCUGGGCCCCGUCUUCGCUUCGUGGCCGGAGAUCCAGACCGCGCUCGGCUUCAAGCCGCCAACUUGUGGGUGCGUCCGCCCGAGAUCCUCUGCGAGGGCGGAGCCAGGCUGGAAUAUGGCCGCGUCGGGCCUGGAUCAUCUGAAAAAUGAUUAUAGAAGAAGAUUUUGUCGACCUUCCAGGGCACCUGACAUUAAUGUGGAGCAAGGCCAGAAUAUACUGGAAAUCUUACAAGAUUGUUUUGAAGAAAAAAGUCUUGCCAAUGAUUUUAGCGCUAAUUCUACAAAAUCGGUGCCUUAUUCAACACCCAAAAUAAAGGACACUUGUAUUCAGUCACCAAACAAAGAGCGCCAGAAAUCCCAUCCAAAGGCACUUCCACCUUCUUCAAGAAAGAAAGAAGGCUGUUUGCAGCUUGUUGUAGAACCAAAUGAAGAUGUCAGCAAAUCAGUUCAGGCCCAUGAAGUUUAUCAGAAAAUUCUGGCAACUGAUGUUGGUUCUGAAAAUACAGCUCACUUGAAAAAUGUGUCAAGUAGAAAACAAAAUGACCAUCACAAUGAAGCUGAUGAGGAAUUUUACUUAUCUGUUGGCUCAUCUUCUGUUGUUUUGGAUUCAAAGACAUCUUUAUCGCAAAAUGCUGUUCCAUCUAUUGCCCAAAAGAGAGAGACUUAUACUUCUGAAAAUUCACUAAAUAUGCUGUCUUCAAAUACAGAGAGUUCUUGUAAAACCAAAAAAAGGUUAAACUUUGAAGAUAUUUUGAAGAAAGUAGAAAUAGAGGAUAAAGUAUUAGAAGGACCACAAGGGAGGAAACCCUCAGGAAGAUCUCAGAAAAGAACACAAGAUUCAGGAUAUGAAAUUCAACCACAAGCUAAAAAGAGUUUUUCAGUAUUGUUUUUAGAAACUGUAAAAAGGAAAACUGAAUCUAGUUCUGUUAUUAGGCAUGUAGCAGCUGAUCCACCUCAUUCUACUCCAAAUGAUGUGAUGUUAGAGGAUGAAUUUAUAAUUGACGAAUCAGACAUAAGUUUUGGCAGUCAAUCUUUGAUUAAGAUACCAAGAAAUGUUAAGCCUCCGAAACAAUGCACAAUAUCCCCUGUUGAGAGCACUGUGGUCCUACAAGGAAAGAAAUCAAGAAAAAAGCAUCACAAUGUAACAUCUGAGACACUGACAAGUGAUAAAAAUUCAUAUAAAGCUAACCCAGAAGAGAAAUCUCAGCCCUCUGAAGGAAAAAAAGUAGGUGAAUCUUGUGCUUUAGCAGAUAAAAUGGAGAAUAGUUGUAAAUCUACAAAAGAUGCAUUGUAUUCUGAGAAUACAGAAAAGUCAUCUGAAAAUAAAGGAACUAUAAAACAAAAUCGGAGAAGAAAAGUUAAGGCCAAUGUAGUUGAAGAACGGCUUGAUAUGGAACAACCUAAAGAUAAAAAUAUAAAUACGUCACUUACUACCCAAGACAAGUUACAAAGAAAUUCAGACAAAAGUACGGAAGUGUGUGAAGAGAUGAGAAAUGACCAUAUUUCCAAAACACAGAUGACACGUGUGGGAAAAAAGAAGAGUAGAACCCAUGUUCCUAUUAAAGAAAAUCAGAAAAAAGUUAAGGAAGAAUUCAAAAACAAGUAUUUUUCAAAUGGGCCAAAGAAGAAGAAUCUUGUACCUAAAGAAGCGACUUUGACUAUCACAAAAAGUCAAAGAAUUUCCAGGCGGCCAUCUAAUUGGUGGGAGGUAACAUCAGAGCAUAGUCCUGUUGGUAGCAGUUCAUCUUUAAUAAAAAAUGAAUUACCAUUGCAUCACAAGAGCAGACAAAAACUUGCUGAAAAAAAUCAGUCAUCUAAGAAUACUAGGAGAGAAACUACUGCAUUUAAAAGGCGAAAGACAGCUACUCAAGGCAGCUCAAGAGCACAGACUUUUUUAAAUGCUAAAGAUUCUGGAGGUAUUAUUGACCAUGAUGAAAUUUCCAGUUCCCAGAAUGAGUCAUUGGAAAGUGAUGAGGCAAACCUGGCUAAGAAGAAACAUCUUGAUUGUUCUGGAGCUACAGGAAGCUCACAGAAUCAACACAGUUCAGAUAGUAUUUCAACUGAGCAAAAUGUUCGUCUGAAGUCUCAGACCAGUGGAUAUACAUGGAAGAAAGGAUCAGAUUCUAAAAAGCUGGGGACUUCAGUUUUAGAAGGAAGUGGGCCUUCUAAGCUCCAGAAAUAUAUGAUGUCUGGAAAGAAUAAUUCUGAUAUGGGUAGAAAGGAAGCUCAGGAAAGUUCAGAUGACUCAAGAGUGAAAAGAUCUAAAGUGAUACUAGAGAACAAAAUACAUCACAAAUUAGUAUUGCCCUCCAAUACACCAAAUGUUCGCAGGACCAAGAGAACACGAUUGAAACCUUUGGAAUACUGGCGAGGGGAGCGAAUAGAUUAUCAAGCAAGUCAAUCAGGAGGAUUUGUGGUUGGUGGAGUACUGUCCCCAGACACAGUGUCACCUAGAGGAAAGAAGGCAAAUAGAAAAACAGGAAAAGUCAACAAAAUAACUAAUAAGAAAAGGAUCUGUCAUGAUAGCGGUGAAAGAAAGAAUAAAUUAGUGGCAAAUCUGAAUAUACCUCUAGGAGAUCCUUUUCAACCAACGAGGGUAAAGGACCCAGAAACAAGAGAAAGCAUUCUAAUGGAUCUUGUAAGGCCACGAGAUACAUAUCAAUUUUUUGUUGAGCAUGAGGAGUUGAGAGUAUAUAAAACAUUGGAUACACCUUUUUUUUCUACUGGAAAAUUGAUAUUAGGGCCAUGUCAAGAAAAGGGAAAGCAGCAUGUUGGCCUAGAUACAUUGGUUUUCUAUGUUGACUUUGGUGACCUUUUAUGUACCUUACAUGAAACACCUUAUCUAAUCACUACCGGGGAUUCAUUCUAUGUUCCUUCAGGUAAUUAUUACAACAUCAAAAAUCUCCUGAAUGAGGAAAGUGUUCUUCUUUUUACUCAGAUAAAAAGAUGAAAGUUUAAGCAAAGCUUAAACGUGUAUAUGUAUAUAUAACAGUUUGUACAGUUGGAACAUUUGUAUUUGUAAUCACUUGUGAUGUUUUUAAAAUAAAAAAUUCAGUUUAGUGAUUACUUGUAUCAGAUAAACAUUUUCAACCUCUUAUAUGUGUCUUCUGAUUUUUCCAUAAAUAUUACAACAACAACAUUGCAUUGGGCAAAUCUGCUGCAAAAGACUGCUUUAAAGUGUUAAAAAGCAAAGAUGUAACUGAUGAUUAAGGUGCUCCUGACCCAAGCCAUGGCCUGUAGUGAUGCCUGUGUUUAUGAUCCUUUAGUGAUAACAUGCGAAGAAUACCAAAAUCACUGUUCCCACAGGGAAAUCAAAUACUAGUUUUCUUUCAGAGGAGAUCUGAUUCAUAUGCCCAUUUAUUUAGAAAAAUCUUUUCUGAAUAUUACUUUUAAAUCAUUAAUCAUUAAAUAAUCCAACAAUAGGGAACUGGUACAAUAAUAGGGAAAUGGUACAUUGGAAUCACAUCUAUUUAAACUAUUAUGUAUAAACUUUUUUUUUCCAUCAUGUUUCUGCACAACUUUAAUGCUAGAGGUGGUAACUUUUGCCAUUUCUUUCUGUGCUUGCUCCCUGCACCAUUUUAAUAUUUAAAAAAAAAUUAAUAAAUGUAGGCCGAACAGUUUAAUUUUUAUUUCUUUUGUGUGGAUAAAUGUAAUUACAGUGACCUCUGAAGAAGUUGUUUCAUGGUGAAUAAUCCUUAGGCCUACCCUCUUUUUAGAGCUAUAUUUAAUGUUAAAUACAGUGUAUAAAUAUAUAUAUAUAUAGAGUGUGUGUGUGUGUCUGUGUGUCUGUGUGUGUAGGGGGAACACUGGAGA